Molecule: messenger RNA, 1709 nt
Organism: Talpa occidentalis (Iberian mole)
Lineage: Eukaryota; Metazoa; Chordata; Mammalia; Eulipotyphla; Talpidae
Product: tumor protein D54
Exons: 7
Coding region: 105-803 (232 amino acids)
Biological process (GO): monoacylglycerol catabolic process; phosphatidylserine catabolic process
Cellular component (GO): endomembrane system; cytoplasm
Molecular function (GO): monoacylglycerol lipase activity; glycerophospholipase activity
Source: RefSeq, a predicted model, not a curated record
AGGCAGGAACUCCCCAAGGGUCUGCGUUCUCCUUUCCUUCGAAAUGGGAAACCCCGAGGCUUUAAGGCAUUUGUCUUAAACUUGGCACAGCGGGUUCGGUGCUGAUGAAGACGCACGGACAGGCUUUUUGGAACAUUUGCAGAGCCCGAGGGCCAGCGGCGUCCUGGAGGGGCUGUGGCUGGGCCGGAGGCCCCUGGCUCGACAUAAACCUGAACUCGCCUAGCAAAGGUCUGCUGCCUGAUGCCAUGAUGGACGUGCCUGUGGACACAGCCGUGGCUGCCCAAAGUCCUGUCACGGAGGGCCUGACAGAGGCCGAGGAGGAGGCGCUCAGGGCUGAGCUGGCAAAGGUGGAAGAGGAGAUCGCCACCCUGCGCCAGGUGCUGGCAGCCAAGGAGCGGCACUGCGGAGAGCUGAGGCGGCGGCUGGGCUUGUCCCCACUGCAGGGCCUGAGGCAGGGCCUCUCCAGGAGCUGGCAGGACAUGCAGGUCUCCAACGCCUACGUGAAAACGUCAGAGAAACUUGGGGAGUGGAACGAGAAGGUGACCCAGUCGGACCUCUACAAGAAGACCCAGGAGACGCUGUCCCAGGCGGGACAGAGGACGUCAGCUGCCCUGUCCACUGUGGGCUCUGCCAUCAGCAGGCGGCUUGGAGACAUGAGGAAUUCCGCGACCUUCAAGUCUUUUGAAGACCGAGUUGGGACCAUCAAGACCAAGGUGGUGGGCGGCAGAGAGAACGGCAGCGACAGCCUUCCUUCCCCAAAUGGGAGUGGCGACAAGCCCCUGCCCGACCCCAUGCCCUUCUAAGCCUGCAGCAGCUCCGCCCGGCCGCGGAACACGUGCCAGCACACUCUCACCGCCGACGGGAGCACCGCGCCACCAAACCGCCAGCAGCAUGGCGGGGGCCUCCGUCCACCUGGCCACGGCCGCUGCGUCAGCCACAGUCAGAGGGCAGUUUUGUGUGCGGACGCUUCCCACGGAAGUGAGCAGGUGCGGCAGGUCACUGCGCCACCCCCCUGGGGCAGGGCAGCGGGCCGGGCAGCCUGAGCGAAGCCUGAGCGCCCCGUGGCCCCCUUGGAAGCGCGGCAGAGGCAUGGGGAGCCCAGCGGCCCUCCCAAGGCAUGGGCAGGAAAGGCCUCCAGGAACCUGCUGGCCUGCAGCCCUACCCCAGGGCUGAGGGGGACACGGAGGCCGCCCACCACGCUCCCAGGGCACGCGCUUUGCUUGUUAAAUGUAGUGGGCGGUUGAAGAGCGAGACUCAGCAAAGCAGCUUUAGCCUCAUAGAGAACAUUAUUUCUUUGGACUCAGCUGAAAUACAAGCCUUACGUCACCCUCCGCUCCCCUGUUUAUAAUGUUUUUACAUGUAAAGCGGGUUCCUUGUGGCCUGAGCAGAGAUCUGGGGCCACCGCCGCUCGCUGUCACACUCUGUCCCGGCAUGAGGCUUCCCUCCCGGUCGUCCACGGCUCUGGGGUGGCUGUGAGCCGGGUGGGGCUCUGCGGGGCAGGGGCUGGGUGUCCUUCCUCACAGCUGCCCACCCCGUCCCUGGCCUUGUGCCUUCCUGGCUCAUAGCGGGCAGAGCCUGGCUGUGGGCAUCAGCCCGCCUGGGGCCCUUGGUGUGCUCCGGGGCCCGAGCCACUGGGCGCGGGAAGGGUGGGCUUGCUUACCCUCUCUUCAAUAAAUCUUUUCUGGGGAAAUUGUUGGCUGUGUUGUUGC